This is a messenger RNA of Carassius auratus (goldfish), 4814 nucleotides long. RefSeq lists its product as uncharacterized. Bases 2269 to 3087 code for a protein of 272 amino acids. The transcript has 6 exons. The record is from RefSeq and is a predicted model, not a curated record. Lineage: Eukaryota; Metazoa; Chordata; Actinopteri; Cypriniformes; Cyprinidae.
CGACAACCGAAGAGUCCCGGAUGGUUACGCACGAGCGGUUGGUGCUCAGCAGUAGCACUUCCUCUAAGAGACACUAUAAACUUCAACCUGAACACAAGUUUAACCUGAACACAGUUCAACAAGCUGAAGAAUGAAGACACUGCUGCUGUCUCUGCUCUGUCUGUGUGUGUGGAGUCAGUCCACAGAAGCUUUAACUGAUCAGCAGGUGCUUUUAGGACACAAUGUGACUUUAGCCUGUGAGUUUAAUUUAAAAGCCGUUAUCUGGUUUGUGACAAAACUACAAGCUCGUCCAGAGAUGAUAAUGCGAACCUUUGGAUCCACUGAACAGGCAAAAUAUUACCACUACAAAUUCAGCAGCAAAUAUUCAGAGGGUGGCAGGAGCCGCUUAAUAAUCAAUACAGUUAGUGUUGAUGAUUUAGGAAUUUAUUACUGUAUAAAACCAGGGAAUGAUCUACAGAUCAGUGUCAGUGAUGGUAUCAGACUACACACUGCUGAAUCUCCCCGAAGCCACGAUGAACCAGAGCAAAAUAAUCCACCACAAGAUCAGAUUCCCAUCAUUAUUUUAAGUCUGUUGACUGCUGCGCUGUUUGCUGCAGUGAUAGGUCUAUUAAUGAUGAACCAUAAACUGUCUAAGAAAAUUCCUAAAUAUGUCAAUUUUCAUCAGAUUUCUACAAUGAAGUUUGGUGAGAGUAACAGAGGAAAAACAGAUCCUUUAUAUCUAGAGGUGCUGCCAAAUAUCUAGAGGUCCUGUGUGAAACAGUGAUUUGUUGCUGUUUGCUUCAAAUGAACAGAAUUCUGCGCUGCUUAAACAUGUAAUGAAAUUAUUUGGGCUUGUCUGUUCAUAAUAAAACAUGACUAAAAUCUGUCUGCAAUUAAAAUGUCCAUCAAGUUUUAUAAUAGCAUUUGCUUUUGAGUAAUAUGCUUUGUAAUGUUUUUUAUUAUUUUUUUAUGUCUUUCUGAGUUGCUAAAAUCUGAUUGUAUUGGGAUGCAGUAACAGUAAGAGUUUAUUCGCUCUCCUGUUUGAUCAUGUGACAGUGAAUGUAAUAUGUGAAUGUAACAAACACACAGCUUUUCAUUUCACAAGACAUUAACUGAUGGACUGGGGUGUUGUGGAUUACUUUUGGAUUAUUAUGAUGAUUUUAUCAGAUGUUUGGACUCUCAUUCUGCAGACUCACCCAUUCUGAAUGAAUGAGUGAAUUUAGGGCAAAAUGUGACUUUAGAUUGACAGAUUCAAUAUGGUUUAUCUUUUGUAUCUUUUUAUUUUCUUCUGUUAAACACAAAAGGAGAAAUGAUUGGUCACUGGGGAUGAAAAUCUGCUUCUGUGUUUCUCAAAGGACAGAAAUACUAGAUUAUGAGCCAAAGGAAAUCUAUUGUAAACAGUUCCCUUUCGAUACUUCACUCACACUGUGUAUAGGGAAAAGCUCCUUUUUUCCUCGAUACUGAAGCCUUUUUUCAAUCACGCAGUGCAAUUGCACUACCAUUAGUUUAAUCUGUAAACUUUUUGAAACCAAUGACAUCGCUGCGUAGCUGUGCGAGUCUGUGGCGAUGCAGCGCGCCAAAGCCCGCCAAAAUGGUCUUGGCGAAUGGCUACUUAAGCAGGCAAAUCACCAUAGGAAAUCAGAUAUCACUCCUUCAGUGAUGACUUCACUUCGCUGGAUCCCGACUGAAUGCCUUCGCAGGAACAAGCUUUCGCCAUCAGAAGAGCGAUUUCUAACACCGUUUUAACGGUGCCGGCCAUGCCACACCACAGCUGUGGCACAUUAGCACCCGGAUUUGGGUGAGCUCACGCCGGCUCAGCACCCGCAUGCCUCACCCUCUCCAAUGAGAAAGCCAUCCCCUCUCCUCUUCUCAUGGCCAGAGCAGCGUCCCUCGGCUGAUGAGAGUGACCUCGUCUCUUUUGGUGGAUCGGAGGACGAGCUGCUUGAUAACUCCAUGUCACUCACGGCUUCUGAAAAGGAGGAUUGGGCCGGUGAUUCUGACCCUGCUCACCUGCCGUCACUGGAUCCCAUCGACGCCAGAGCUGGGAUGGACGCCAAGCUUCUCCGCAUCCUCUCCAAGGCCAUCGAGGAACUUCAGCUGGAGUGGGCUCUCCCUGAAGAGCUGAUGCGCAGCAGGCUGGAUGAGUGGCCCCCCGCCAGCGCUCUGCCCCAUUCUUUCCUGAGGUUCAUGAUGAGCUAAACAAGUCGUGGCGCAACCCCUACACACCCCGCCUACGCACUUCCUCCUCUGCAGCUCUCACCUCAGUAGACAGCUCUCAGGAGAAGGGCUAUGAGGAACUGCUGCCCCUGGACAAGGCUCAAAGCUGCUUCAGCACUGCACACCAUGGACAUAUUGCAAGUGUUCCAGACAAAGAUUCUCCGUUCCCUGGAUGAGUCUAGCCCUCAUGAACCUGGUUUCCGCAACCUCCGCAGUGCCACGGAUUUUGCCCUAGGGGACACAAAAGCCACGGCCCAGGCCAUCAGACGAUCUAUGGCCAACCUGGUUGUGCUGGAGCACCACCUCUGGCACAAUCUGACGGAGAUUAAGGAGAGCGACAAAGUGGCCUUUCUCGACGCCCCAGUCUCUCCAUUCAGUCUCUUUGGGCCAGCCAUAGAAGGUUUCACAGAGCACUACACUGCAGCACAGAAGUUGUCCCAGGCCAUGCAACACUUACUGCCCAAGCACUCCAGCUCUGAACCGAGUCGCCCCAGGACUGUGCCGACUAAGCACCAGAGCAAGCCUGUCCCUUCUACCUCCCAGGUGGUGCCCCCUAAGGAGCAGCACCCUGCUCACCCCGCUAAUCGGCCUAAACCUCCUAGACGUCAGGGCCCCCGGCAAAGGAUUGUGCUGGACCCGAUGCCCUCUAAAUCUGAUCGUUGGGGGAAAAGAAGAAGGGGCAAAGUCCUGCCGCCGCCGGACGACCCCCAGAAGCUCUUUCGACUGCCUGCUAUGCGACCUGGGCCCACCGUUGUUGCGUCCACGCAAAGCGCCAUUAUUAUGGCGAAUGCAAUAAAUAUUUCACAUUUUCAAAAGGAGAGCGGUUUUCCUCUUCCACACUCAUCAGUGUUCAAGCCCCUAGUCACCGGCCUGGCAUCUGACAUCAUCUAGCCUCUUGUCACGCGGGCUGAGGCCUGGCAGUCCAUCCCCGGAGUGUCCAAGUGGGUGUUGGGGAUUCGACGAAAGCCUCAUGGCCGAUCCACCUGAGGCAGGACCUUCUCUCUCAGGCAAACAGGACAAUCUGGCAUUCACGGCCAGAACUCUGGGCUCUGCAUGUAUGGUCCCUCGAUUGGAGCCUCUAACCCCCUCUGGGAUGUGCUACACACCAUUGCUCAGGCAAGAGCCCCGUCUACAAGACGCCUCUACGCCCAGAAAUGGUCAGUCUUUUUCGACUUGUGCUUAGCACAAAACGAAGACCCUGUUGAAUGUGACAUAUCUCCGAUACUGUCAUUUCUCCAAGAGCGUCUAGACAAGGGUCUUACACCUUCCACACUCAAGGUGGAUGUAGCAGUCAUUUCAUGGUCCUAUCACUGGCCAAUCUGUUGGUCGAAACAGCCUCAUUGUGUGUUUCCUGAGAGGUUCUAGGCAGUUAAAGCCCCAGCGUCCUCUCACCGUUCCCACUUGCGACCUCCACAUGGUCCUUGGAGCACUCAAAGGACCUCCCUGACCUUCGGCCCCUAAUGCUCAAAACCAUUCUGCUACUUGCUCUUGCAUUGGUCAAGCAUGUUGGUGACCUACAGGCCCUCUCAGUGAGCUCUGCAUGCCUUGAGUUUGGGCCCAAUAACUUGAAGGUAAUUUUAAAACCCAGGCAUCGCUGCAUCCCUAAAGUACACCUCGACGCCGUUCAGAGCACAGGUAAUUUCCCUCUCGGCUCUGCCUCCUCUUGAGAAUAUACAUUGAGCAGUCACAGCCAUUCAGGCAAUCUGACCAGCUUUUUGUCUGCUUUGGGGGCCGCACCAAGGGGUCUUUGGUCUCAAAGCAAUGCCUCUCAUGUUGGAUAGUCGACGCUAUCGCUUUAUGUUACUCCUCCAUGGGCCUUGAGUGCCCCAUAGGAGUAAGAGACCACUCCAAUAGAGGGUUGACCACUUCUUGGGCUUGGUCUAGUGGUGUCUCUAUCAAGGACAUCUGUGAGGCGGCCGGCUGGUCCUCGCCAUCCACUUUUGUCAGAUUAUAUAACCUGGACAUCCCGACCUUACACACUUGGGUUCUUUUGGUUUGAUACAACGGCCUCUAUCAGACGCCGUAAUCAUGCCACCUCUAGGGAGUUAGCUCCCUCUUAGCAGUGUAGCGUUAAGGGUUCAACGGCUCCGGCUCUCUCACUUAUCCCCUGGACCCCAAGGUGUUCAAGAUAAGCUUUUUAUUGUUCUCAACCGUGGCACAGCGUGUUUGAGUUCGUUUGAAUUCGACACUGCAGCUUCAGUGUCGUCUCUUCAGUCGUAUGAACUGAAUUCCUAUGGCGAUUUGCCUGCUUAUAUAGCCAUUUGCCCCGCCUAUUUUGGUGGGCUUUGGCACGCUGCAUCACCAUAGGCUCACGCAGCUAUGCAAGCACUAAACCAAUGGCAGUGCAGUUGCACUGCGUUAUUGAAAAAAGGCUUCAGUAUCGAGGAAAAAAGGAACCAAGGUUACGUUCAUAACUGAUUACAUUUCUUGUAUGAUGUGACCGGGUAGCGAUUCCUCCAUAAUGAUCAGUAAAACAAUAACCAAGCACUUCUUAGAAGAGUUAAAAUUAGAGGUGCACUUAAAAUAUAAACAUAAAAGUAAACUUGACUUAUACUUACAAAAAUUCUAAAUAUAUUUGAGCUAUACUCCUAGAAUCUGUGUUUUCAUUAUUAUACUUU